UGUGUGUGACGAUUUGGGCAAAAGAACAGCAACAUGAGAUGUUAGACAGGAAGGUGGAAGGGGGAGGAUGGUAAUGGGAAAGUAUUUGUGACCAUGUUUGGUAGAUGACCUUUGCACACAUUAGAUUAGGUGGAAAUGUUCUAUUUCAGACUAGAACGCAACUCCCCCUCGGAUGUGAGGGUGUGUGAGGAGGAGUAUAUAAGAGCAAGCUGACCAGCUCACUUCAUCAGUAUCGAGGAUAUCGGUCAUCAUCAUGUUUUCAUUUUUGUGACAGUUCUUGUGCUCAUUCAAGUCAUUGCUACUUCUGGUGGUCAAAGUGUGUCAGAUGAGAGAAAUCAGCAGACAUGUGUGCCUGCUGGUGUUCUGGGAGUACCUGGAUUACCCGGACGAGAUGGAAUGAAAGGAGGAAAAGGAAUGAAGGGAGAGAAAGGAUUAGUUGGAGAUGUCGGCAGUAAAGGUAAUGCUGGGAAGAUAGGUCCACAAGGAAUAAAAGGAGAAGAAGGUAGGAAAGGAGAAACAGGACAUAAAGGAGAGAAAGGAUUAGUUGGAGAUGCUGGUCCACAAGGAACAAAUGGAUACGAAGGAAGGAAAGGAAUAAAGGGAGAGAGAGGAUUAGUUGGAGAUGUCGGUGGUAAAGGUAAUGCUGGAGAAAGAGGUCCACAAGGUCCACAAGGUCCACGAGGGAUAAAAGGAGAAACAGGAAGGAAAGGAGAGAAAGGAGAAGCUAUGACACUCAACUGGAAACAGUGUGUGUGGAAUAGAAAUGAUAAGAAGGAGAGCGGUUUUAUUCAGAACUGUAAUUUUAGGAAACAUGACAGCAAUUCAGCUCUACAUGUUGCAUAUGCAGGAAAUCUCAGGGUUUACUGCUCCAGUGGUUAUUGCUGUUCUCGAUGGUAUUUUACAUUCAACGGUAACGAGUGCAGUGGACCUGUGACUAUUGAGGGAGUUGUGUAUGGUGCUCCAGCUAAUGAUGUUCCUAGCCGUCACAGACAGAUUGAGGGAUACUGUGAGAACAUUCCAGCAGGUCAAGUCACAAUUGGAUUCUACAUUGGAAAGUGUAAUGGACAGUCGACCUCUAAUGGCAAUACAGGAUGGAAUUCAGUAUCUCGCAUUAUGAUUGCAGAAGUUCCUCCAUCUCAAAAGUGACUGAAUUAGAGAGAAAUUAGAACUUGUGUUCAGUAUAGUUUGCAGUACGUACAGUACGAGGUAGCUGAAGUAGGAGGCUGGAUGAUGCUCGUGCAUGUCUCUCUUUGCUGUAUGUGAGUGUUUGUAUGAUUAAUUCAAUGUGUAGCUGCAACUAACAAUCGAUAUCAUCUCUCAAAG
Molecule: messenger RNA, 1323 nt
Organism: Corticium candelabrum
Lineage: Eukaryota; Metazoa; Porifera; Homoscleromorpha; Homosclerophorida; Plakinidae
Product: collagen triple helix repeat-containing protein 1-like
Exons: 3
Coding region: 397-1146 (249 amino acids)
Biological process (GO): extracellular matrix organization
Molecular function (GO): extracellular matrix structural constituent conferring tensile strength
Source: RefSeq, a predicted model, not a curated record